Sporothrix brasiliensis 5110 is the source of this 849-nucleotide messenger RNA. RefSeq names its product GPI-anchor biosynthesis protein. The transcript has a single exon. Gene Ontology annotation, biological process: GPI anchor biosynthetic process. Gene Ontology annotation, cellular component: endoplasmic reticulum membrane. Lineage: Eukaryota; Fungi; Ascomycota; Sordariomycetes; Ophiostomatales; Ophiostomataceae. The record is from RefSeq and is a predicted model, not a curated record. Bases 1 to 849 code for a protein of 282 amino acids.
AUGGCAUCUGCACCGUCCGCCCGCCGCCGACGCGGUGUGACCCCUGUCGACGCGACGACGACGGCGACGACGACGACGACGACGUCUGCCUCCUCUCCUGACGCCGCCUCUGAUCCUUCCUUUGUCCCGACCGCAUCGACGACGUCCUUUUCGCCGCUCGCCGUCGCUGCUCGCAAUGGCAGUCCCGCCGUGCUGCUCGCCGCGCUGGCUCUCUGCUUCGGCGGCCUCACCGGCGACCCCAAGGUGCGACAGGCCGGUCUCGACGCCGACGCCGACAGCACGGCCAUUAUCACACUGGCCGGCCUGUUGGGCGUGGCCACGGCCGUGCAGGUCGCUGCGUCCGUCGUGGGCCUGCCGCCGGCCGGGUCCGUGGCGCCGGCCUCGCAAACCGGCGACAGUGCAAAGAAGCAGCGCAAAGCGCGCAAAGACGGGCGCAAACCCAACGUCAUCGUCACGACGACGCUGUCUCUGGUGCUGACGGCUCUGGCGACGCCGCUGGUGCAUUUGGUGCUGGUGCUGUUUGGGGCACCGUUCCUGGCACAGAUACGCCGCACAUUCUUGUGCGCGGCGCACCUGGCUGUGCUGGGCCUGUACCCAGUCAUCUACACGCGCGGCACAGACGGGACGGGCGCGUGGCGGGCACUGGCGUCGGGGUCGCAGACGGUGAAGCAGCUGGACGCGGCUGUGGGCGGUCUGUGGGGCGCGUGUGCGGGUGCGUGGCUGGGCGCGGUGCCGAUCCCGCUGGACUGGGACCGGUCGUGGCAGCAGUGGCCGAUUACGGUGGUGGUGGGCAUCUACCUCGGACAUGCCGUGGGCCGGACGCUGGGUGGUGUGCUGCAGCGUCGGUAG